AUGUCCUCCCAAAUCAUACUGAGGCUGCUGCCAAGCGCCAGAUGCUUGUUUGAUGAGCCUGUUCAGCUGAAGGUGUCCGGGCUGAGGUCGAGGCAGGUGGUCACUAUGAGAGCCAGAUCUGCUGACGAGCGAGGAGUGGUGUUCAGCUCCUCGGCCACCUACAGGGCUGAUGGGAGAGGGGAGAUCGACUUGGACAGAGACCCCUCACUCAGCGGGAGCUACGUCGGGGUUGAACCCAUGGGGCUGCUGUGGUCGAUGAGGCCAGACAUCUUGCACAAAAGGUUUCAAAAAAACAAUUCACUAAACCCCCAUGUUGUGAGGUUCUCUGUACAUGAGGAGGAGGGGAGGGUGCUGGCAGAGGCGACCAAUGAGAGGCUUCUGAUAGGAGAGGGCGUCAGUCGACACCCAGUCAGAGAGGGAAAUAUUCAUGGAGUCCUGUUCACGCCUCCAGGACAAGGCCCAUUUCCUGCUGUGCUGGAUCUGUACACGUUUGGUGGAGGGGUAUCUGAGAAAAGGGCCUCUCUGCUGGCCAGCCGAGGAUUUGUGGUUCUCACUAUGUCACUGUACGGCCAUGACGACAUGCCAGGGAACACCAAAAAGAUCCAGCUAGACUAUUUUGAGGAAGGAAUACAACUUUUAAAAAAACAAGAUAAGGUGGGUAGUAAAGGAGUUGGUGUUGUAUCUCUUUCAAAAAGUGCAGAUAUUGCACUUUCAGUGGCCUCUUUCCUGCCAGAUGUGUGGAUCAAUGGCUGCUCUGCUAAUACAGCUUUACCUCUCUACUAUAAGAACAGCCAAAUCCUCCCUGCAUUAAUGUUUGACGUUAGCAGGAUAAUUCACACUGAGUUGGGGGCUGGCAUUGUCAAGUAUGUUUUGAACAGUACCCUGGCAGAGGAAAACAAGGUCACCCUGGUCCCCAUUGAACAAGCAAAGGGACACUUCCUCUUUGCGGCUGCAGAGGACGACCUGAACUGGGACAGCAAGGCUUACAUGGACCAGAUGGUAGAGAGACUGAAGCACCAUGGGAAGGAGAACUUUGAGAGUGUGUGUUACCCUGGAGCUGGACAUUAUUUAGAGCCCCCGUAUGGACCGUUCUGUCCCUCUGCUAUGCAUGGGGUCGUUCACGCUGCAGCCUUGUGGGGGGGUGAGCCCAGGGACCACGCAGCAGCCGAAGUCCACCUGUGGAAGAAGAUCCAGGACUACUUCAGAACUCACCUGAGCUGUGAUGCUGCACUGUCUGAAGCCAAGUUAUAGGUGCAACUACACUGAUACAAACAACACUGUGGUAAUGCUAAACUCACUUUAUUAAUGAAGGCUACUGUGUAAUUAUGGGAAAUUAAGCUGAUUUCUUGUUUUUCAGUGUGAAUUUCUUGUAUGAUGUACAAAAGUAUCUUCACAGAGAGAAAGUGAGAGCCAUUGCGCAGCCUACUGUACAUGGGCAAAUCCAUAGCUUAAAUAAUAACUUCAAUCAUUUUUGAUCUUCUUCUAAAGGUUAUUUCCUAUAGUAUGUGGUAAGUCCUGCUUUUAUUCAUUAAUGAUAAACCAGCUACUUGCAUUUGUAGCUCAUUUUGAAUUGGUAUGUCUUUUUGUAAGCAAUCUACACCCAAGGAUUGUAGAAAUAAUGUCUUACUCAUGUCCUUCCACUAACAGUCUAGUCAGGGUAACAUUUACAGCCAGUAGAUUUGCCAGAAGUCUGCAGCUGUUGUUGAAAAUUGGUCGAACUAAUGUAAAAUGUUGGCUGUUAUUUCAACAUUGACUAACAGGUCAACUGCAUUUUAUUGUUGCAGCAGGUGGGUUUAGAUACUGGGUGAAGCUAAACUGAACUUUGUAUAAACUGUUUGGAAUUUUAAUUUUUAUAGACCUUUCAUAAAUGUUUCAAAUAAAAAUUGUAAAACAAGUGUGGUUAUCAAAGAAAUGUUGGGGAGCAACUAUGAAAAAACUGGCAGAUGUUUGUAUAAGCUUCAGGGCAAAGUGGAUUGUAAAAUCAAGGAGAGAAGACUUGUCUGAGAAUAGGGGAUACGGGUUUGAACCACACUUUGUAUAAAACUGGAAAACACCCUUCAGGCUACUGUGAGUACUGUGGUGAG
Molecule: messenger RNA, 2084 nt
Organism: Monopterus albus (swamp eel)
Lineage: Eukaryota; Metazoa; Chordata; Actinopteri; Synbranchiformes; Synbranchidae
Product: acyl-coenzyme A thioesterase 1-like
Exons: 3
Coding region: 1-1251 (416 amino acids)
Biological process (GO): fatty acid metabolic process; acyl-CoA metabolic process
Molecular function (GO): fatty acyl-CoA hydrolase activity
Source: RefSeq, a predicted model, not a curated record